AUGACAUCUAUUGAACGGAAAUUCACAGUAAAACAUGUUUUUACUGAUUUUAUAAAGUCGACGAGCGAUGGAAACGAGAUGAACGGAAAACCAGAAAAACAUUUCGGGUGCACUUGGCACGCCAAUGUUCUCCCAAGCUACAGUCGUUCGGGAAAUCAAGUCGACCAUUAUUUCAUCAGUUUGUACCUUGAAAAUCAUCGAAAAUCGGAGGAAUGGCGUAUUGGAGCGAGUUGUGAAUUGAUGUUCGAAACAGCAAAAGGACCGAAAUCAAUAGAAAAUGAUGCGUGCGAAUUCCCACAUUCAGAGAAUAACUUCAUUUUUGAAUUGAAAGGCGAAGAUCUCAGAAAAUACUUGAUCGAUGGAAAAUUGGGAGUGGAAUUUCACGUUUCGAUCGAUAAAAUCACUGGAAUGCAACUGUUUGAUGAAUCAAUGAGAAAGUAUUCGGAUGUUGUGUUGAUUGUGGAAGACCAGAAGUUUUAUGUGUUGAAAUUUUUCCUUGCCUCCCAAUCGUCAUAUUUCGACACAUUAUUCUUCGGAAAUUUCGAAGAAUCUGCAAAAUCUGAAAUUACUCUCACUGGAAUCGAAGCAUCGCAAUUUCAGAACUUUCUGGAAGCGCUCCAUGGUCACUCAGUUAUUGAUGAUAAAACUGUCGAAGGAGUUCUCAAUUUGGCGAAUAUGUACGAUGCGCAGACAGUGUUUCAGAGAUGUCAAACAUUUCUUCUAAAAGAAUCAAAGAAGUGUAUGAAGGAGAAACUCGAAUUGGCUGGGAAGUUCCAGUUACCGAAUCUCAAAAAAGACUGUCUCUCGAAAAUCAACACUUUCGAAGAGAUCCGGGCGGUCGUUCCACACUCCUCUGAAUCAAUGGAUCAUCACAUUUUGGCGAAACUUUUCGACAAAUUGAUUGAAGUUCAGAAGCCAUCUUCGACCUCAUUCUCGUUUGGAAAUAAAUAA
Caenorhabditis remanei is the source of this 951-nucleotide messenger RNA. RefSeq lists its product as uncharacterized. Gene Ontology annotation, molecular function: protein binding. The coding region runs from base 1 to 951 and encodes 316 amino acids. The record is from RefSeq and is a predicted model, not a curated record. The transcript is spliced from 5 exons. NCBI's taxonomy places the organism in Eukaryota, Metazoa, Nematoda, Chromadorea, Rhabditida, Rhabditidae.